Messenger RNA from Notothenia coriiceps (black rockcod), 507 nucleotides. Its product is annotated as glutamate receptor ionotropic, kainate 2-like. Gene Ontology annotation, cellular component: membrane. The record is from RefSeq and is a predicted model, not a curated record. The transcript is spliced from 2 exons. Gene Ontology annotation, molecular function: ligand-gated monoatomic ion channel activity. The annotation marks the transcript as partial. NCBI's taxonomy places the organism in Eukaryota, Metazoa, Chordata, Actinopteri, Perciformes, Nototheniidae.
AAAACUAAAAUCUCCACCUACGACAAGAUGUGGGAGUUCAUGAACAGCAGGAGGCAGUCUGUGAUGGUUAAGACGAUGGAAGAGGGAAUCCAGCGCGUCCUGACCUCCGACUACGCCUUCCUCAUGGAGUCCACCACCAUCGAGUUUGUCACCCAGCGCAACUGCAACCUCACACAGAUCGGAGGCCUCAUCGACUCCAAAGCAUACGGAGUGGGAACACCUAUGGGCUCUCCCUACAGAGACAAGAUCACGAUAGCUAUUCUGCAGCUGCAGGAGGAAGGGAAGCUGCACAUGAUGAAGGAGAAGUGGUGGAGAGGGAACGGCUGUCCCGAGGAGGAGAGCAAGGAGGCCAGCGCUCUCGGGGUGCAGAACAUCGGAGGGAUCUUCAUCGUGCUCGCUGCAGGACUGGUGCUGUCCGUGUUUGUGGCCGUAGGGGAGGUGCUGUACAAGUCCAAUCAGAACGCCCAGCUGGAGAAGGUACUGCACUCCUUUUAUAUCCAGUGUUAA